This is a messenger RNA of Coturnix japonica (Japanese quail), 3232 nucleotides long. Its product is annotated as thiamine transporter 2-like. Gene Ontology annotation, biological process: vitamin transport; transmembrane transport. Gene Ontology annotation, cellular component: plasma membrane. NCBI's taxonomy places the organism in Eukaryota, Metazoa, Chordata, Aves, Galliformes, Phasianidae. Gene Ontology annotation, molecular function: thiamine transmembrane transporter activity. The record is from RefSeq and is a predicted model, not a curated record.
GAAAUAACAUUAAAAGUUAAUCUGUUUUGAAUUGGUCACAGCUCACCAUCUUCCAUGCACUGCCACUAAGGAGUAAAGGAACCAAGCAGAUGGUUAUGGAUUGCUGGAAAGGAGCCAUAUGCCGCAGUUGGAUUUAUCCCACACUCAUCAUCUGCAUGAACGGGUUUUUCUCCACAAUGAGACCUUCAGAGUCUUUUCUCACACCUUACCUAACCGGACCAGACAAAAACCUGACAGUUGAGCAGGUUACCAACCAGGUUUUCCCAGUUUGGACAUACUCCUACCUUGCGCUCCUGUUCCCCGUGUUCCUGGCCACGGACUAUCUGCGCUACAAGCCCGUGGUGUUGCUGCAGGGCCUCAGCCUCAUCAUCACUUGGUUCUUGCUGCUCUAUGCCCAAGGGCUGCGUGCCUUCCAGCUCCUCGAGUUCUUCUAUGGGAUGGGUACAGCCACCGAGGUCGCCUACUACGCCUACAUCUACAGCGUUGUCAGCGCUGAUCACUAUCAGAGAGUGACGAGCUAUUGCAGGAGUAUCACUCUCGUGGCAGCCACCUUUGCUGCUGUGCUGGGACAGCUCUUGGUUUCCCUAGCAGACGUAUCGUACUUUCACCUCAAUGCCAUCACUCUGGCUUCCGUGUCCCUGGCCUUUGUGUGCUCCUUUCUCCUCCCAAUGCCUCAAAAGAGCAUGUUCUUCCACAGAAAGGGCAACUCAGAAACCCACCCACAACCAGACAGAGUUGUAACUGAGCCCAGCCCCAACAUAUCAUCGAGCUGCCAACAGGACAAGGACUGUACAGCUGCUGACAUGGGACCAACUCCAAUGCAACAGCCUGAGCCCCAGCACCACGUGCUGAGAGUACUGGUGCAGCUGGGCAAGGACCUGAAGGAUUGCUACAGCUCUAGGAAGCUUCUUUACUGGUCCCUGUGGUGGGCUUUGGCUACGGCAGGCUUUAAUCAGGUUGUGAACUACAUCCAAGUGCUGUGGGACUUCCGAGCCCCAUCCCACAGCUCUGCAGUGUACAAUGGAGCUGUUGAAGCAGUAGCAACAUUUUUAGGUUCAGCAACAUCCAUGGCAGUCGGAUAUGUCAAAGUAAACUGGGAUCUUACUGGAGAACUGGCUUUGGGAAUUUUCUCUGCAAUGGAUGCUGGUUCUCUGUUUCUCAUGUAUUUUACUGACAACAUCUGGGCAUGCUAUGCUGGUUACCUUGCAUUUAAGGCAUGCUAUAUGCUCCUUAUAACAAUAGCAACGUUCCAGAUUGCUGUUAAUCUAAGCAUGGAGCGUUAUGCUUUGAUGUUUGGCUUCAACAACUUCAUUGCGCUGGUGAUCCAGACAAUUGUAACUGUUGUUGUAGUGGAUUCAAAUGGUCUGGGACUGGGUAUCAGCACCCAGUUUCUCAUUUACAGCAGCUACUUUACGUUCAUAGCUGGAAUUUUCCUGAUCAGAAGCGUAUACACCAUUGUCUCCACCAAAUGCAGAAAUACCAGCACAGCUGGUGAACCCACUGAUCAUUAAGGAAUGAUGGAAAAAGAUGAAAAGAAUGCCUGCAAGCAACACUGCAGAAAGCUGCAUCAUCUAAACAAGUAACUAGUGGAAACGUAAUGCUCAACCAAACCUGUAUCUGUCACACAACUGACCAGUCUUAUAAGCUUCCAACAUGAAGAGCUUCUUAAACAGGAUGAUGCGUUUUCCUGCUUUCCUUCACCCCAGGAGAAUUAAUCCAUGCACCAUGCUCCAUCCAUCAGCCCUUGUCCGAAGGAAAAAAGAAGACUCCAAGUCUUUCAACAUCAAAUACAUCAACAGGCCAGAAGAAUACUGCUAUAAGGAACUUACUAUAUUCACUGUCCUUUGGGAUCUCUAAAACUUAAAAAAAUAUACAGAAAUUACCAUUCCCCACACACAGGCAACACCUGUCAGACACAGUGGCACACAAAGAGCAUUUUCACAGGCAGUGGUCAUGUCUGCCAGUUCCCCAGGAAACAAGCACAUCUCUGCUCAAGCAGAUGACUACAAAAAGUUUCUUACCUUGAAGAAUUUUCCCAUUUAUUUCAUUCAGCUCGCACGCUCCUCAAAGAUCUCUAAUAAUUAGAUCUCAUUUAUUCCCGUUAUUUUGAACGUUAGAACUUUAUUCUUCAACUGGCCAGAAACCCCCCUUUAAGCUUGAGGUCUGGGCACUCACAACAUGUGCACAUAACUCAUUUAAUUUCAGUAUUAUGCUUGAACAUAAGCCCAGUUAUCUGUGUUUAAAUUCCACCACUGAUUACUCUGAUGCACUCGCAAUCUUCUUGCAACUCCCUACCACAGAUUAGACAAGCCAGACAUUUCUUCCUCUCUUCUAGGACUGCAGAAAACAUUCCAGAAAAUUAAGAAAUCCAGUUAUUUAACUUAGUGUUCCACAGGAGGUCUUACUAAUACACACAACUCAAUAAAAAGAGACCUACUGCAUUGUGGUACCAAUGUCAGACAUGCUGCCGUGAUCACAGCUACUCAUGUUCAAAGAUUCCAUCACUAGCUGCCUACAGUUAUGCCUUCCAGCAACUAAUCAGUUUUCAAGUCACUACCCACCUCAGUGCUCUCAGUGUCCUUCAUUAUGUAGCUUACAGAAUCCUGUAAGAGCUCAUCUAAACUCAUUCCUGUUAGAUAAGCCACUUCACUUGAACAGCAGGCUCAGUCAUGAGGAUGUAUUCAAGACCAUAGGAUAUGAACUUAAGUCAUCUCUAGGCAUAUCACUUCUGAUAGACCACUUGCAUAUGAGUCAAAACAUGAAUGUUCUAACCCAACUAAGCAUUUCUGCACAGAAAUAAAGCUACGCUUCUUUUUUCUAAUAUUUAUUUUUUUUUCCACCUGCAAACUGUAGCAAAACAUGAUCAGCUUUAUUAUGCAGACAGGUAUCCCUCUAACAUUAGAGAUUUAGGCAUGUAUAAAUAGAAGAGCUCUUAGGAAAGGAAAACAUUUUGAGAAAUGAACAAACCUUCAAUUUAAUCUCAUGACUUCCAAUACCAAUGGUUAAAAUGAUGUAGCUCAUUCAUUCCAAGAGAUACAACAGCACCUUAAAGUGGCUGAUCUAUUUCCCAGUAACAUUUUUCACAUAACAAUGUGUUAAAGUUACAAAUACUGAUAUGCACAAAUAGCUAUUUUCUAAGAAAAAUAUGUACAGUACUGCAGCAUAAUGAAUGUGGUAUCUGCAAUAACUUAUUAGCCAAUUUUAAUAUACAUGAUACCGCUACUUUUUUCCU